AGAUCACUGUUCUGUAUGUCAUCGACAACGCACGCAUAAAUUUUAAAAUUUUUACAAAAAUUUUCGCUCAACCACCUACAAGCCACGCAUAAAGCAAGUAUUGUUUUACGCUUUAAAUUCGCGGAAGAUAAUUGUAAAGAAAAGAUGGAGAUUUAUGUUUCACCAACAGCCGAAAGCAAUCCUUUGCAAAAACGUGUGAAUAAAAUAUUAGAGACUAGAUUGGACAUCGAGAAGAACACCUUAGAAGCCCUAACGGAUUUGUCAUCGUUUUUUAGCCAUAACACAUUGCAGAAUCGGCGUAAUCUACGUAAUCAAAUUGAAAAGCGUUCUGUCGUAAUAAACGACAAUUUCCUAAAAUGUUUUCGAGAAGUGAAGAUUAGUUUAGAUACAAUCUGUAGAGAUUUAGAUGCUUUGUCUGAUUCCGUACAGAUUAUGAAAAAUGAUCUGGAAUUUUCUAAAGCUUUAACUCAUAAUCUUAUUAAGCGGACCAAUGCGUUGCAACAAGAAAAAGAGUGCUUGCAGGCUCGCAAACAAAUUGCAGAAGCUUUCUUGCGUCGCUUCCAAAUAAGUUUACAUGAGCAUCAGUUGCUUUACGGCAAUACAAAAGAUGCUCCUAUUGACGCUGAGUUCUUUGAUGUGUUGGAUCGUGUGCGAAAUAUACAUUCUGAUUGUCGCAUUUUAAUGCAAAGCGGGUAUCAAACAGCAGCUUCAGAUAUAAUGGAAGAAAUGAAUUUACAUCAAGAGGGUGCCCUUGAACGGCUGUAUAGGUGGACUCAAAAUCAUUGUCGCAGUGUAGAGAACGAAAUUGGGCCAUUAAUUAGCAAAGCCAUGGGCCAUCUGCAGGACAGACCAAUACUAUUUAAGUAUGUUAUCGAUGAGUACGCUAUUGCACGGAAAGCAGCUUUAGUUCGUUUAUUUAUUGAAGCACUAACUGAAGGUGGCUCCAGCGGUAAUCCUAAGCCUAUAGAAAUGCAUGCUCACGAUCCAAAACGUUAUAUCGGAGAUAUGUUCGCUUGGUUACAUCAAGCAAUACAUUCAGAAAAAGAGACUCUUUUACUGCUACUAAAGGAAUGCGAUAAAAAUGACUAUGCAGAUCUCUCAGAAUAUGUGCAGAAUGCUUUAGCCUAUAUAACAGAUGGUGUUUGUCAUCCUUUAAAAGUGCGGGUGGAAACUAUUUUACAUACAGAAAAAGAUGUAAUUUCCCUGUUCGCUCUUUCGAAUCUUAUACGUUUUUAUCAGAAAACUAUGAAACAAGUUGUUCAAGGCCGCACUUUCGAGCAUUGCUUAGUGGAAUUGCAGGUAUCUAUUGAAGAAGUCUAUUUGAGGUCUCUAACCAACCAAGUACGUCAAAUUCUACGCAGGCCUGCACCUGCGUCAGGUGUCUUAGAGCUACCACAACGCGAUCUGUCGCCGCCUGCUAGUGUGGGACGCUUACUUAAUCUACUUAAAGACAUUCUUUCAGUAGCCACCAUGGUAGAUGGACAUCAGUCUGAUAUCAUUAAAAUUGUGGCUUGCGUCAUUGAUCCGCUGCUACUAUCAGUACAAGAGUCGGCUUCACAUUUACCUACUGUUGAUAUGGCCGUUUACCUUCUAAAUUGUUUAUACCAUAUGCAGAGCACAUUGGCUGUUUAUGAAUACAUGGACGAGCGAGUUGAACGUUUGCAAGCGCAGUCUGAAGCGCAAAUCGAUACUCUUACCUCGGAGCAGUCUUCAUCUUUGGUGUCGAAUCUCCAACUGGGCCCCAUCUACACCAUUUUGCAAACAAAUCAAACACAAAUCGAAACAAAUUUGCUUAAGAUAUUUAUGAGCAAAAUGAAUGAUUUUUUAGAGAUGCCUGACAUUUUGCUUCUAUCUCAGAUACAGCUGAUUAUGUCAAGUGCUCAUCGCUCUAAUGUCCGCAAACGUUCCUUUAACGUUAUUGUUGCGAUCUAUAAACAGAUAUAUGAGCGUGUACAUGAUCCAACUAAUGGUUUUGAAAAUCCGCAAGCUAUUUUCUCAAAGACCCCAGAACAAAUAGCGAAGAUAUUGAACGUUUGAAGAGCGCAAGAAAAGUUACGUUGUAAAUUAAGUAAAUUUUAAUUUUUUAAAUGAAACUAAUUAAAUCAGGAAAUCAUAUUCGGCUCUGUAUUCACACAGAACAUGCAAAUAUAUAUUGCAGUUUAUGAGUUGUUUGCAAAACACCCAUGUUUUUCCUUUAAAAACUGAUUUCUUCUCACUUUAGUCAGACAAAAAUAUAUUAUUCCAAUGUUCUAAUUCUAUAACUCUAAGUGGGCCAAUAUAAACCUUAUCCAAUUUGUGUCGUGGCUUAUCGGGCAUUAACACAAACUCAACGACCCUAACUUUUAUAUAGUCAGAUUUUACCUCUUAUUAAAUUGAAUUGUUCAAGAAGAUGUGCACCUCGUCUAUGCCCUCAUUCUAACGUGAAUUUAACCUCUUUUCGUUCUAUAAUGUCCACAAAUCUAAAACAGGCGAGAUUUUCCCGAACGCCAAUUCGAAUGAACAAUAUCCGUGUGCAACGAAAGGUUUUGCCUAUAUACAGUUUUUCGGAUGAAAUAUACGUCGUCAAAUAUUGUUUUAAUGUCCUAUGAGGUCUAUCGACAUUACCAGGAGUCUCAAGAAUUGUCAUUCCAACAUCUUUAGUGGAUUUUUUCUUAACCACAAUCAGAUAUUCGGUCAAAUCACAUAUUGCCGCGGGUGUAUAUUCACCAUCUGAGCUAGAUUUGGGUGGAUCCUACCAAGGUCGAAUUCCUUUGCCGGCGUAGUUGUUAUGAUGAAGCCUUGACACCAGACUUAGCCUUCUGACAAUCGCGGCAUAUCUUAUAUAAUGUUUAGUAAUAUUUUAUAUAAUAUUUAGUCAUGCUUUUCCCAUAAUAUUUCCUCCGAUUUUCUUAUAUAAACGGUCUGUGAUCGGUCUUGAUCAGAAAUUUUCUAGCACAAACGUACGAUCUAAAAUGUGUUGCUCUAGAUGAGGCGGUUCCUCUUCUUUGGUAGAAUUUUUGCUUUUACGCUUUUUAAAUACCCAGAUGAGCAGAAUGCGAGCGUACCGCUGUCGUAUCGCACGAUAGCCCUAUAACGAGACGGCCCCACCGCAGGCAAAAAAGAAACAUCUUGU
This is a messenger RNA of Glossina fuscipes, 3112 nucleotides long. It is a transcript of the gene Cog6, whose product is annotated as conserved oligomeric Golgi complex subunit 6. The transcript is spliced from 5 exons. The coding region runs from base 145 to 2037 and encodes 630 amino acids. NCBI's taxonomy places the organism in Eukaryota, Metazoa, Arthropoda, Insecta, Diptera, Glossinidae. The record is from RefSeq and is a predicted model, not a curated record. Gene Ontology annotation, cellular component: COG complex. Gene Ontology annotation, biological process: intra-Golgi vesicle-mediated transport.